This is a messenger RNA of Erpetoichthys calabaricus (reedfish), 1089 nucleotides long. RefSeq names its product protein FAM237A-like. Bases 373 to 807 code for a protein of 144 amino acids. The record is from RefSeq and is a predicted model, not a curated record. Lineage: Eukaryota; Metazoa; Chordata; Cladistia; Polypteriformes; Polypteridae. The transcript is spliced from 3 exons.
UUAUAUUGGACAUGUUGAGGAAAACUUUCCCAAAUCCGGGUAGAUGUAUAACGUCGGUUACUUUUCGUGCUGCACAGAUCAUAAGUCGUAUUGUUCUGUUUUGAUUGUAUCAUCUUCAUAUCUAACGCUUUGCUUUCGUACCGAUUCGAAAACCUGCGCAAAACGAGCGCCGCUCUUUUCAGACGCAAGAGCCGCGUAGGCGGGAUCCGCUAUAUAACGGGCAUAGCCGCCUAAAAGCAUGGCACAGUGUGGGGAGCGGCGCUCCUCGGCUUCGGCACCACAGCCACUCACCGGGACGGGCAACUUUAAGGCAAGCGGAGAUUCUGCAUUCGUCGCGGAAGACAAGAAUACAAAAAGCACAGGCUGCUUCACAUGAUGGAUUCGCCGAGCAACAAAUGGUACCUCCAGCUGGUCUGUAUCCUGAUGGUUGCUGGGGCAGGCGGCAAGCCCGGGUUUUUAAAAGGCAACCACGGAGCAAGCAGUCAUCCAGGGAGCCUGGGUGAGAUCGAUCCGCAGUGCUGGGAUUCCUCUUCAAUUGCUGUCAUUGCGAUGAAGAAACUUCGUGUGGCAGACAGUGUGAACGGCUUUUGGGAUUUCAUGAUCUAUCUCAAGGUAUCCGAGCACCCGAAGCACAACGCUCUCUUCAUCGACCUGGCGCAGCUCUUUUGGGACAUUUACGUCGACUGUGUGUUGUCGCGGUCGCACGGCAUCGGGAGGAGAUACAGCGUGGCGGAGAAGCACAGCCGACAGUACGAGCAGAAGUUUACACAAAGUCUGCAAGAUAUUUCUGGGAACCACAUAUUUUAAUGAUGAUUGAUACUUACUACAAGAGAUAAGAUUGACUUUUUGUUUUUUUUAAGAAUUGAACUCCAUAUUCUUUGUAAAACGUUAAGAAACAAAUGUUUCUGAGAUGAGCUAUGGAUAAAAUAUUAAUAGUCUUACAGUCUACAAGUGCUUUGCCAAUGUCUAUUUAUUUAAAAUACCUCAGUUCUACAGCUUAAAUCUUAAGUGCAUGGUUUCAGGUUGUGCACAUGAAUGUGUGUAAAUAAGAGUGAUGGGUUUAGCGCUGGCUUGGAGAUUUCACACAUG